Molecule: messenger RNA, 5589 nt
Organism: Menidia menidia (Atlantic silverside)
Lineage: Eukaryota; Metazoa; Chordata; Actinopteri; Atheriniformes; Atherinopsidae
Source: the annotation of a GenBank genome assembly
UGUGGUGAGGUCGUCUCCUGUAAAUAAUAAAGCGCACAGAUGCAGCGGUACAGCGUAUUCUAUCACGUAUUUAUUUAUUUUGGAUUGGUUUAUCUAAAUGCUGCAACAGCAUGUAAGAAGGUGGCAGUCUUCUGCCAUCCCGCUUACUGUUAACCUGUUCGUUAGACUAAGUUUAGCGUGACACUUAGUUGGUUGCAACGCUAGCAUUUGCUAACCAUCUAGCUAAUCAGAGGUUAUUACGGGAGGAAUAUAUCUUGUCUUUAGAAGCCUCUGACUAACUGGGAUGGGUUUAUGAAAUGACAGUCAUCCGUAGCCUCUAAGUGACCCGACGUGUAUCAGAGACCACAGGUCAAGCUUGCCUUGGCGCUGGACAUCCUGCCUACCAUGCAGGCAUGAGCUCUGCCCUGUGGAGCCAGGAGAAGCCCAGCGGGGGCUUCAGGGAGGACUGGCGCUUCUACAUGGUUGUGAAGGAAUGCACUGUGGAAAAGCCUGCCCAGAAGACCCUGAGGAUCCCCCGUGGGAGUCUUGGCCAGGCCUGCCAGGAGCGCAACAGCCUCGGGCGACCACUGCCCCCAUGUAAGGGCAAGAAAAGUCUCCGCAUUCUGGACCAGACCAACGUGGUGCUGAGCCUGGACGAGCGGGAUGUCCUUGAGUUGGACGAGAAGCUGGCUGAGCUGCUGUUCCCCAUCACCAACUGCGAGGAGCGAUACGCCCUGCUCUGCGACAAGUCACGGCUACAGCGCGUCCGUGACAUCGACUGCGGCUCCAAAGUGCGCGUCCAGCUGCGGUCAGGAGACGAGCCGCUGCCCGGUGUGGUCCGGUUCAAAGGCUCGCUGCUUCCCGACAGAGCCCUGUCAGGAAUCUGGUUUGGAGUGGAACUGCUGGAGGAAGGCCGGGGCCAAGGCUUCACGGAGGGCUCCUACCAAGGCCGGCAGCUCUUCCGCUGCGAGGAGGAAUGCGGCGUGUUUGUGGCCCUGGACAAGCUUGAGCUCUGGGAGGAUGACGACGGCGAGCUGGAGGUGGAUCGCGGCAGACCGCCUGAAGACGAUCAGGACUUCCCUCCGCUCGAGAUCAGCUCCAGGGUGGUGGUGCAGACCAGGGAGGGCCCUGAGAGGGGCACCAUCAUUUUUUGUGACCUGCUACCGGGAAACGAGAGCCUGGGCUACUACGUGGGAGUUGACAUGGACAAUCCUAUCGGAGACUGGGACGGUGCGUUUGACGGGAAGCUGCUGUGUAAUUUUGCCAGUUUGGAGCACACUCGACUCGUCCCCAUCUGCGACGUAAUGCCAGAAUAUUCCAUGCAGGACCAAAGGCUGCAAAAGCACAGUUUUGCCCCCAGAGGCACCAACAGCGACAAGUCGUCCUCUGGCCAAAGCAAACCAAAGAGCAAAGGAUUAGGUCAUCAGUGUGGCAGUAGAAGCAAGUCUGAAUUUUACUAUACUUUAAAUGGCAGCUCUCUUGAUCCCCCUGUCCAGCCCAAAUCCAAAAGCACAUGGUACAUUGAUGAAGACGCAUCCGGGGUGAGGCUUUUGCAGAAGCCUAUGUUCCAAAACUACAACAACCCCGAAACACGAUGGCAAGAAAGUUCUGCAGCAGUCUCAGAGCGACCUAGAUCCGAGUUGGAGAGGAUCCCGCCAAGUCUCUUACUGACACCCCCCCCGACUUCAACCAGUCCCCCCCCCCCCUCCAGAGCCCCCCCCUCUUCCUCACUGUCCAGUGACAGCAAGUUCCACUCGCUGCCCUUCAGCUUGAAUCGCAAGACCGGUCCCAUUGACAGUAUGAGUCAUGGGCCCCUCUCCCUCUCCGUCCAGUCUGUGAUGGGGGAGCAGCCUGAGUCCUCGUCGCCUGCUGCCCCCACCUCUCCCCGUCCUCCAACACCCCCCCGAGGACAGCCGGGGCUGGAGGUGGGCUCCCUGGUAGAGGUGAAGGAGAACCCUCCUCUGUGUGGCGUGAUCCGUUGGGUGGGUCUGCCCGCUGGCCUGUUGGAACCUUUGGCUGGGCUGGAGCUGGAAGAAGAGUGUCCCGGUUGCACUGAUGGUACCUUCAAAGGCACUCGGUACUUCACCUGCCCACCUAAAAAAGCUCUGUUUGUGAAGCUCAAAUGCUGCCGGCCUGAUUCCCGCUUCCCGUCCCUGCACCACUCCUCCAAUCCCAUAGAGCGAUGCAACUCCAUCGCAUUUGGAGGUUACUUGAGUGAGGUAGUGCAUGAAAACACACCUCCACGCACAGAGAAUGACGGGCUGGAUGUCAUGGUGGGUAAAAAGAAAGGCAUUCAGGGCCACUACAACUCCUGCUACCUGGACUCUACGCUCUUCUGUCUAUUCUCCUUCAGUUCCGUACUGGACACUGUCCUGCUGAGGCCGCGAUCGAAGACUGACGUAGAGUAUUACAGAGAGACCCAAGAGCUGUUACGCACAGAGAUCGUUAACCCCCUGCGCAUACAUGGGUACGUUUGUGCCACUAAAGUGAUGAAACUCAGGAGAAUCCUGGAAAAAGUAGAAGCUGCCUCUGGGUUUACCUCUGAAGAAAAAGAUCCAGAGGAGUUCCUUAAUAUCCUUUUUCAUCAUAUAUUGAGGGUGGAUCCAUUGCUGAGGUUAAGGUCAGCAGGUCAGAAGGUGCAGGACUGUUACUUUUACCAGAUCUUCAUGGACAAGAAGGACAAAGUUGAAGUUCCAACCAUUCAGCAGCUGUUGGAAUGGUCCUUCAUCAAUAGCGACCUGAAGUUUGCAGAGGCUCCCUCCUGCCUUAUCAUCCAGAUGCCCCGCUUUGGCAAGGACUUCAAAAUGUUCAACAAGAUUUUCCCCUCUCUGGAGCUGGAUAUCACAGACCUUCUUGAAGACACUCCGAGGGAAUGCCGUAUCUGCGGAGGCCUGGCUCUCUACGAGUGCCGAGACUGUUACGAAGACGGGGACAUCACUGCUGGCAAGAUUAAACAGUUCUGUGAAAAGUGCAAUACACAGGUUCAUCUCCACCCAAGAAGGAAAGCCCAUCGGCACGGCAAACUGUCCGUCCCCAAAGAGCUCCAAGAUGGAACCGGGCGCCAGGGCAUUUUCCCCCGUCAGAGAAUGGAGCUGUUCGCCGUGCUGUGCAUCGAAACCAGUCACUACGUGGCCUUCGUCAAGUAUGGGAGUGCAGAUUCGGCCUGGCUCUUCUUUGACAGCAUGGCUGACCGUGACGGAGGCCAGAAUGGUUUCAACAUCCCGCAGGUGUCUCCCUGUCCGGAGGUGGAAGCCUACCUGAAAAUGACUCCAGAGGAGCUGCACACACUUGACCCCAAGAGCAUGCAGGGCCAGGCUCGACGCCUGCUCUGCGACGCCUACAUGUGCAUGUACCAGAGCCCGACCAUGAGCCUGUACAAGUAGAGUUUUGCUCCCCGGCCUUGUCACCCUUCCACCCCAUGCCCCUCAGCCUCUCUGCGCCUCCCCCAGGGCAAACGAUCCCCGGAAGCAUCCCAAAAGCGACAGACAGACUAACUGAAGAGGAGCCGCCUGCCAUCAGGGGCGCUGUCCCGGAGUAAAGCUCUCCGCCUCUCCUCAACGUCCUCCCGUGUGUUGAGGCUGGGGAGAUGGAAGUGAGUGGGAGACGCCUAUUUGCACUGUGCAUUAGUUGAAGUGUUGUGUUCUUUAUGUAGUCCUAUGUAGCUUUCCUGUGUCUCACAGCUGAGCAUCGGUAGUGGUUAAUGAAGCAGACGUAGGCAUUUCUGAGGAUUUCCUCCCUGUUUAGGGGAGGAAGGAGAUGACUGACGGGAGGGCCCGCUGCGUCACAGUGGCUGACAAAACAAGUGCAGCAAAAACAAGACAAGCUCGUGGGAGGACCCUACUCACCUCAUUUACCUUAAGAAAAGAGGAGUCCUGCUAUUCUUAAUCACUGUAAAAGAUGGGAGCUUUCCAUAAUGCACAUUAAGGAAGCAGCACAGCGUGAAAAACCUUAUCCAACCUGUAUGUGCUGUCCUAAAAAACUCCUGUAAAUCUCUAAGUAGCAUAGAUUUCUCCAGGUAGUAACAUCAACAGUAUAGAUGUCAGCCAGCUGUGCGGCCGCAUUAAGACCAGACUAUUCUGCUCUUUGUGAACUGGUUUGCAUAAUUCCUCAUCACGCUGUGAAGAUGUCUUUACAGUAUAUGUUCCGCAGAAUAAGAUGUAGCCAUUGUAAAAGUCUCACGUUUCUCCUUACGCUCGCUCGACCGAUGCUGCACUUUUGCUUGAUUCCCAAGUGGACCUAUCAGGAAACAUUUAGGUUUUGUCCCCGCCCCCCCCCCCCCCCCUCCCAUUUGAAGUCACAGCGAGUGCUAAUUUGUCAGUUGGGAGACAUCCAGAGUUUUGUUACAGAAUACAAAUUUGCUCCUCUGCCGUAGCUGUAAAGAAUGGCCUGCAUUGCUAAUGCAGAGUAGAUGGCAGAUAAAUGCAUGAAGGGAGACUGGUACAAUGGCUUCUGUUGUAAAGCUGGCUGGUGGAGCAAUCCAUGCCUUCAUGGGGUCAGUGAGGUGAAAAACUGGAAAAAGUCUGGCUGUUUUCCUCUGAGGGUGGGAUGUGAAGAAAUGCAUCGUCUCACUCAUUGCAUUAAUGGGUAAAUCUAAAUGAUGUUUUAUGUUUACAAAGCCUUUUCUCUGCCCGUCUCGGCAGGUCUGAUUUCUAAGAGAAGCAAGUGUUGACUCCCGCUGCCUUUCAUCAAGGUGUGACAUGUAAUAGUUUCAACCUGGCACCAGAUAACAAAACAGUCGUGAUCCAAUAUUAUUUAUUACGAUCUAAUCUUACCACAAAGUCAUCUGAAAUUUUGAAAAAGAAAAAAGAAGUGAAACAGGGUUGAUGACACUGUAAGAUUUGGGUACUCCUUGUCCUCUUUCACUAUUUAUUUAUGUUGUCUUAAAGCAACUACUGAAUGUUGAUAGUGACCUGUUGAGCAGUCAACAAAGGAUGAAAAAUGAAGAGGCACAAGGGUGGGAACUUGGGGCAUCAUAUAUGUAUUUAAUGAAGAACAUUUAUUAAAAGAGUAAAACAUACUCCUCAAGUCCAUUAUAUUCCAGUUUUACAGAGUAUCCAAAGCGAACAAAUACACGUGUGAAGCUGUGGUCGCUUUUAACACAUCACACAGAAAACAAAACUGGAUCAACAAGUCAACAAACUACACAUGUUCCUAUAAGCGUUCUGUAUUUCUAUUUUUGCUAAACUUAGACAUGUCUUAAUUCUGAAAUUUUUAAGGCAGUUGGAAACAAAUGUGUGAGAGCCUUUUCUAAAUUCCUGAUCCGUGUGGCUCGUUGCUCAUUUCCGCAGGGAUUCUGACUGACUUUCAGCACUGCUGGGGCCUGUCACUGACCGGUCUCAGAAACGAGGACAGGUUUUUGUGAUGUGUAAUUUUCUUUUUUUUUUUUACAUUUUUGUUUUUUGUCCUUCUGUUGCAUCUGUACAGUGUAGACAUAUGUAAUGGGUGUGGAGAAUUAAUGUCAGUGAUGUUCCUGUAAAUGUUAACAAAAAUAAAGCCCAUUUUGAAGGGUACUCUGCAAACACACUAAUGUCCAAUAAGCACACAACAUGAAUGCAUCUGGGUUGAUAUCUAAUGCAGAUCAAAGGGUCAUUUUUUGCAUUUUUGAGCCAG